AUGUUUAUAAACUAAGAACAUGUGAUAAAGUGUCCGCAACAUAAUCAUAAAAAAAUCAAGUAGUUUUGUACAAAUUAAAGUUGCCAAAUUGAGACAAAAAUUUUUUGUUCCGAAUGUAGACAUGAACAUGAGCAUAUGUGCUGCAAAUCAAUUUCAAUAAAGAAUAUUCCAAAAUAAGUUAUGCUUCAUGACAAACUCUAUAAAGAAAUAUUAGAAUCAAUAAAUGAUUUGGAGAAAUGUUUUUUAGAAAAAACAAAAUUUAUUAAAUCAGUAGUAUGUGGAUAUUAAAUUGAUGAAAUAUACUAGUACAUUACUAAUUUUGAAGAUUUAAAUUCUUUAGUAAAUAGGUUGAGAACACUACCUAAUGUAUCCAGUGAAAUAAAAUAAAUUUCAAAUAAUAUUAAAGACAUAUUAUAAGUGUUCUCAACUCAAAAAAUAAACUAUUUAGUCUAACAUUAAAAGGAAGAAUUAAGAACUACAAUUUUACAAAGGAUUGAAACAACCUGAU
Messenger RNA from Paramecium pentaurelia, 508 nucleotides. The record is from the annotation of a GenBank genome assembly. Lineage: Eukaryota; Ciliophora; Oligohymenophorea; Peniculida; Parameciidae.